AUGAGUGCAUGCUUAUUUUCUCAGCACUUUUGGGGAGAAAAACAUUCCGGGUUUGAUGCUAUGUAUCAGAAUUUCAAGUUGUGUUAUCGCACUUCUUCUGAGUUUGCAGAAUUUCUCCGUGAAAGCUAUACGGCAGAAGACAAUUAUUAUAAAACAUUAGUUAAGUUGUCGAAACAAGCAGGAUCGUACAACAAUACUAGUAGUUUCAAGCCAUGUUGGUCUCUCCUCAAGCAAUUAAUUGACCAAAUCUCCCAGGUUCAAUUAGCUAUUGCUCAAGAACGACAAAACCUAUCAAGAGAUGUACAGAAAUAUCUGGAGGAGCAACACAAACGGCAAAAGCUGAUCAAGGAUACAGAAGCUUCCACACAAGAAGUAGUGCAUGCUUUCCAGGUCACUUCUGUACAACUUCAGAAAGCAAAGGAAGCAUAUCAUUCGCGUUAUAAUGAAUAUGAACGUGCUAUGCGUCUGGAGUCUGGUUCUAAUCGAGAUCAAGAAAAGCUGGAAGUCAAGCUUAAGAAAGCUCAGGACGAGUAUAAAUAUUCAGUUGAAAAGUAUAAUAACCUACGCAAUCAGUUUGUGAGCAAAAUGCACAUCUCUUGUGCUCAAUUUGAGGAAAUCGAAGUUGCACAUCUGGAACAAAUGAGAGAAUUUCUGCAUCGAUACGCUUCUGUUUGGUCAUACACUGGUGAUACUUUAAGCAAAUUGCAUAAUCAGUUUGAUCAUGAUUUAACUGAAUUAACGACUGACAGGUUGCUGAAUAUUCUUGUGACUGAAAGAGGCACUGGGACUUCGGAACCACAAGGUGUGCAGUUUGAAGAUGCCGAGGUUGCUGCUGUAUUUUCAUCAAAUGCAAAUGAACGUGCUAACGCAUCAACAACCAACAGUGUUCGUGUUUUAGAUACCUUGUUUGCUCGCGAAACCAGAGCUGCCUCUGCACUUGCAAUUGUGGGUUCCGGUACCAAAGAUAAUGGGGAAUCAAGUCUCAACAGCCUAACAGAUGUCAGAUCAGAUGCAGUCUCUGUAGCUAGCAUUUCCGUAGGUGUUGUGCCGUCGGUAACAAAUAUCUCUGUUUCUGGCAAUGGAACUACAAAACGUCGGGAAGGAUUUUUUCGUCGACGUCGUAAUUCCCUAUCACAAGACUCUACUCCUGCUGUCAGUGACUGUAAUGCAACAGGAUCUUCUGCCUCGGUUAGUGCGGCCAUCGGGACAAGCGCUAACAUCCAGACUAGCGCUAGUAGUAGCCUCAGCGCUUUCACCGUUGUCGCAAGACGUGGGAUUCGUCGAUUAGGGACUCCGUAUUCAAAUGGUAAAGACAAACCAAUAAAGCAAAUGGACAAGUCAGAUACAACUACUUCGAAAAGUGAUGAUUGGAGGACCAGUACACCCGUAGAAUUGCCGAAAGAUGAAGACGGUUAUAACAUCAGACCACCUGAUCCAUGGGGUGAAAACUCUGUAAAUUUGAAUCAUUCUGAGUCUGAUGACUCAGAUUCUGAAGAAGACCUAGGAAAGGAAGCGAACAAAACAUUCCAUGGUUUGAAAGUUAAUAUCCGUCCAGUUGGAGACUUCGCUCCAGGGGUAGCGCUUAAAUAUAACGGGGAUAAAUUAGAAUCUCGUUCAAAGCUUUCAGAGACAACAACAAGUCCCAGAACCACUUGUAAUUCGCAAGUCCCCUUACUUAUCGAUCAUCGUGUCGGAUCGACACUUCGGUCACCACGUUCAAGUGUUUCUUCAUAUCAAAAUAUUUCUACUAUUGCAGGAUCGGAUAGCGUAUCAAAUCAUGACUUGAUUAAUGCACUACCUCUUCCACCACUAUUACCACCCCCUCCUCCACCUCCAUCAGUGUCAUCGUCUAUCGCUGAGACGUUUUCUCCUAAUGGUGCUGGUGGCUCAAUGCGUGCUCGAAAUUUCGGUUUAUCAUCAUUCAAUAAACUCGGUAAAGGUCAUUCAAUAUCAGCAGUGCGUCCACGUGGAUACAGUUGUAAUACAUGGACUAAAAGAGGAAAUUCAAACCAACUAAAUUCUGUACAAUCAUCGGAAACGAAAGAUGACAGUAACAAUACAACUUUCAAUUUAUCAUCUUUUGAUACCCUAUUUACAGUACAGGAAACUAACACUAAAGAUAUUAAUUCAAAUACUAAUAUAAAUAUUAGUAACGACUCCGUUCGAAAAGAUUGUCUUUCAGAUUUUGGAUUUGGUUUUAAAGAUUCUAGUAGUUGUAACAGUUUAGAUGAUAAUUUGCAAAGAAGUCCAUCAUCUGUAAUGAGCGUUAAUUUCUCAUCUGUAAAUAAUGACUGUGAUAAUGAUGUAAACACUUUUCGACGAUGUUCUAGUACAGUACCUAUUUCAACAGAUAAUGAAUUAACCGAUCAAGCUCAUUGGAUGACUUUCGAAACAAAUCCAACUGAAACAAGCGAAUCUUCAGAUCGUUCUUUACCCUGGCCUCCUUUCAACACGAAUAUACAUGGUACUGUAGCUAGUAAAGAAGCUCGAGCUAUUCCUGAGCCUCCAGCACGCCUUCAUAAUCGUUUGAAUAAUAGUUUUAUUAUUGAACAGAGUAUCACGCCUCCUUCUACCCGUCCAAAUAAUUUAUCAAAUCAUACAAUUUGCUUAGCUGCUGCAUUUACAGAGACUUGGCAUGCCAGGUUUUUUAACGGUGGUGGCAGUUCUUUUUCAACUGCAGCAUCUACUUGUCAACCUCCUAUUCAAGCAAUUGAUGGUAGUUUAACGCUUGCAUUUCCGCGUGCAGAUAUAGAACAAAGACUUUUCAAUAAGCUACUCAUCGCCCCUCUUGUCUUUAGAAUUACAAACGCUGAAAGAUUAAGGGAUCUCCAACCUAAACUUUCUGGCUCAUCAAUCAGUGUAUUUUCUGAAAGUACAACUCCUACUACUGAUACACCUGAAUCAAAUUUACUUGAUAAUAUAACAGAUAAAAAAGCAGCACAAAUCAAGAAUGAUAAUAACAAUUAUAGUUCAGAUUAUAUGCUUACUAUUCCUGGCGAUGUACUUUCACGUUAUCUAGCUCCAUCAAUAAUUUCCUAUUCAGAUGAAAACUUAUUUUCCUAUAGUGAUGCAUCCGAUAAGUUAAAUACUUCUUUUACAUCUUCUAAUACACCUACAUAUGUUAAAUUGGAUGUAUUAACCUAUACAGUUGAUGUGAAUGCCGAUGUUCAAGGAUGUUAUCCUAGUCUUACACCUCCAAUACAUUUAUGCACUUAUUGGCGUUGUGAAGCAUUUAGCACAGAUUUUCGUUUGGAUUAUACGGCUCAAUGGCCAACACUAAUUUCUACUAAAGAGUCUGUGAAAAAUACUGGAGAUUUGCGUAUAAAUCUCAUGGUUGAUGGAACUGUCAGUCAUAUGCAAAGUCUCCCAGUUGGUACUUGGCUCCCGGAAGUUAAUCAUGCUACAUGGCGUAUUCCACUUCACAAUGGUAACAUUGAUCGUGAUACAUCAAGAGAUAUCAAUAAUAAUUCAUAUCGAUCCGAAUUCACUUCGAAAUUCGAUGCAACUGGUACUGUUCGAGCGAAAUUCACACUAACCAAUGGUCCAGGCAAACCACAACCUGUUAGUUUACAAUUCUUUCAUGAUGGCUCCUUAGCUAGUGGUGUACAAUUAAUUGUUCUUUCAACCGAUUAUCGUAUGAAUCUAUGUAAAUAUCGUUUGAUUGGUGAUCGGUAUAUAUGUGAUCCACCAACGAAUGUGAAUCGUUUUCAUUCAAAUGCAACGCAUCAAUUAGAACAAAAUAAUAAUACAAAAGGAAAAUUGAACUCUUUAAUUAUUGCUGACAAUAAAAAAUAA
This is a messenger RNA of Schistosoma turkestanicum, 3795 nucleotides long. The record is from the annotation of a GenBank genome assembly. Lineage: Eukaryota; Metazoa; Platyhelminthes; Trematoda; Strigeidida; Schistosomatidae.